Molecule: messenger RNA, 4548 nt
Organism: Moesziomyces antarcticus
Lineage: Eukaryota; Fungi; Basidiomycota; Ustilaginomycetes; Ustilaginales; Ustilaginaceae
Exons: 2
Coding region: 1-4548 (1515 amino acids)
Biological process (GO): proteasome-mediated ubiquitin-dependent protein catabolic process; DNA repair
Cellular component (GO): site of double-strand break; nucleus
Molecular function (GO): protein binding; nucleic acid binding
Source: RefSeq, a predicted model, not a curated record
AUGCUGUACGUUGCUCACGCUCACGAGGCUUCGGCCAUCGUGCAGACGCUCGUGCUUCCGCGCUUCCUGCCAACGGGACCUUGCCUCGCCCUGGUCAGGCAUUCAUCGAUCGACUUCCUCUCCCUCGCCACACAGGCCGACACCGAGAGCAGCGGAAGCGGAGCUGCGGGCCUCCUCGAGACGGUACAUACGGUCAGCGUGCAUGCUCGCAUCCUUUCUGUCCAGCUCGUCACCGACCCAGCCCAUCCCUCCGAUGCGCUUGCACAGACCUUGCUCGUCCUCACGGACCACUACCAGCCUAGGCUCAUCGCUCUCUCCGCCUCGCUCGAUCCGGCUUCCGGCGACAUCCAGGUCAUCACCAAGGCCACACUCGCACUCGACGAAGCCGCCCGCUCUCCCGCUGAAGCCGCACUCACCAUCUGCUCCGAGCCCUCGACGCCCGCUUCUCCGCCCCUGGGCCAACGCAUCGCCAUCGCGCACAUCUACAAAGGCAUCCUCAAGGUAGUGCCUCUUUCCAAAGCUCAGCCCUCCGCACACCACGAUGGCGACGAGCUCAUGCAAGACGUUGAUACGCCGUCCACCUCGGCCCGGUCUGCCGAUUUCACCCGUGCCUUUGGCGUGCGCUUGCCACAUCCCAACCUGCUUUGCUCCGCCGUCCUCAGCCCGACUCAAAGCCACGCCGCCCCUGCCAUCGCGCUCCUCUCCCAGUCCAGCGUGCCCUCCAAGAUCCCUGGCUUUGGCGAGUCAUGCCUCCCCGUCCUCUCCUUCCACACUGUUGACGUCGACAACCAAGAUCUUCAGCCACUCCCCUGGGGUCCCCCUCGUACGCCUCCUCGUGCUUCUCGCACCGACGACGACGACAGGUCGUACGAUCCCCAAUCUUCAACCGCAGCUACGCAGGCCAGUCGCGACAUCAAGCCCACCGCCAGGCAGGACAAGUCUUCCGCACGCAAAAAGCACGGUCCCGCCGCCAUGGGCGCCAGAAUGUCCAACAACGACCUUCGCAAGCGCGAGCACGACUGGGCAAAGUCCGAUCUCGCAAACUGCCACGUCCCCUUGCCCUUUGCCGACGCUGUAGGUGCUCAUCUCAUCCAUCCGCUUCCCGCUCGCGUCGGCGGCGGCGUGCUCGUCUUUUGCGAGAACAGCAUCCUCCAUGUUCCCCCACCCGCCAACACACAAACGCCAAGCUCUCCCGCAUCAACCUCGCCCGAGUCGGCAGACCUCAAGGGCAAAAGAAGGAAGGCAAGCCAAGGCGACACCUUUGAACCUCGAAGGCGCUCCUCGGGCGCUCUGCCCCAGCCCAACACCACCACUGAAGCAGCGACGACCUCCUCAUCCGCACCCUCCAACGAAAACGGCAAGCGAAGACGCUCCUCUGCAGUCGCCCCAACAAGCUCUCCUUCGUCUCCCCUGAAAAGCAAUGCCGCCACUCCUUCUCGUGCCCGACUGCUCAGAGUAGGCCUGCCGCAUCCCGUUCAGGUGGUCUCGGCCGUCGACAUGGACGAUUCGUCCCGUGACACCGCCAACAGCAGUGACACCGCCAACAGCAGUGACCGCUUCUCGGUGUUGUUUGCAUGCAGCUCAGGCGCCCUCAACGUGCUCACACUCACACUGCCCGCAGAGCCCGUCUCGGAAUCCGCAUCAAUCCUGAUCCAGCCCAAAUCGAUGAAAGUAGCCACCUUCGGCUACUCUUCUCAGCCUGCAGGACCUCAGGCACUCUCCUACCUCGGAGAAGGCGUCGUAUGCAUCGGCAGUAGCACCGGCGACACUCUGCUCCACCAAGUCGUGCCACGCGACGUGGACGAUGCAGCUGACCCAACAGCCGCCCAGCUCAUCUCGCCGCCAUCAUCGCCCACCCAGUCCAGAAGGCGAAGCAGCUCAUUCCAGCUGGCGAGCAGCUCCCAAGAUCGAACCGAACUUCCGUCCGCCGGCUCACUUCACACGAUCGAAAGCUGGCAGAACCUGGGCCCUAUCGUCGAUUUCGUUGUGGACGACGGCGCAGGUGGCGAUCCUAGCGCCUCUUCCAGUGCUCAGGCUAGAAUUGUCACGUGCAGCGGCGCCGGACCGUCUGGCAGCAUUCGCGAGGUGCGUAGCGGCGCCUCUGUACAGGAUGUGUGCACGCUCCCGAUCCCCAACGCCCAACACAUUUGGCCGGUCCACGCCGAUUUGAACGGCUCAAAGCAGACAAGCGGCAUGCUCGUCGGCUUCGCCACUUCCACCGCCUAUCUCUACUUUGACGUCGACGGCAAUCUCGUCGAUGCCACCGACCGCCUCGCAUCCGUCUGUCGUAGCACGGCGGAUUCCACCCUCGCAGCGUCUUCUCUGGUGGACGCUUCGGGCUCGGCACUACUCCUUCGCGUUGCUCGUUCCGAUGUCUCUCUCUUGCGAUGCCAGGACGACUCGAUUGCACUGUUGCACCAGUGGUCGCCCCCAUCGGGAUUCGAGAUCACCACGGCCAGCGCCAACGACCUCGGCCAAUGCGUCAUUGCCCUCAGCGACAAGACGCUCUUGUAUCUGACCGCCGAGGCCGAGUCCUUGACUGAACGCGUCAAGAUCUCCCUCGAACACGAGGUCUCUUGCCUCGACAUCAGCUGCUUGUCGCCAGGCGAGCCCGCCAAGAUCGUUGCUAUCGGAUUUUGGCAGGCUCGUACGAUCCAAAUCCUCUCUCUCCCCGACAUGGGUCCCGUCGGACAGAGCUCGGUCGUGCAGCAGCAGCUUCCGGCGGUGCCGCGAUCCUUGCUCCUCCAUCGCUUCGCCAGCAAGCAGACUCGGCAGGGCGCUUCGAGACAGUCGAGGACCUCUUUGCGCAACCGAGACGCUGUGAGCCCACACUUGCUCAUUGGGCUCGGAGAUGGCACGCUCAUCACCUACAGCCUCAGCCUUCCGACCGACGAAAGCUUCAGCCGCACCGUCGGUCUUUCGGACUGCAAGACCUUGUCGUUGGGCACGCAGGCGCUCAAGCUCGACGCCAUCGAGACCUCUUCUGGCGCUCGGGUGGUGGCAGUGUCCGGGAGCCGUCCCACGCUGGUCUUUGCAGACUCGAAGCGGUUCUCGUACAACGCGCUCCAGCACGGCGAUCAACGCUGCGUCGCCACUCUUAAUGUCGGACCGGAGCAGGUGCUUAACGCAUUCGGUCUUGGAGAUUCGGUCAAGCUUGCCUCGGUGGGCACGCUGCAACAGCGUGAUGUGCGCACCUUCCCUCUUGGCCUCGACCAGCCGCUUGCCAUCGCGCAGUGGCCUGCACGCCAAGUCUUUGCCGUAUGCACUUGGGCAUUUCUGCCUCGAGGCAGCGCCUCGGGCGGCGACAAGCCUCGAGGAGCGGUUCGCAUCCUCGAUCAAACCACAUUCGAGGUCUUGGAUGAGAUCCGUCUCGAGACCGACGAACGUCCGAACUGCAUCGCUGUGUUGCAUGCGUAUGGAACCGAGAUGCUCGUGAUUGGCACCGGAUACAUCGACAGCCAAUCCCAAGAGACCGUCUCUGGCCGACUUGUCGGAUUCGAUGUGUCGGCUGGCUCGUCUCGGACCAAGGAGGAGCGUGGGCGAUUGCGGAGGCUGUUUGAACACGAUGAGAACGGCAACGUGUACAGCGUACAGUCGAUCGGCGACCGGCUUGCUGCCGCCGUCAAUUCGGAGGUCAAGAUCUACAGCGUCGUCGAUCCCCGCCGCGGCGAUGCAUCCUCGCCCAGGAUCAAGAUCAAGCAGCGCGGCAGCUGGGCGAGUUCGUUCAUCGCGUGCAGCCUUUCCGUGGUUGAGCCGGACCGCAUUGUGGUGGGAGAUGCGCUGCGGUCGAUGAAUGUGCUCCACGUGCAUCCGCAGACGGCUCGGGUGUCCGAGAUCGCGCGCGACUGCGAUCCGUUCUGGACGAGCGCUACGGAGCUACUGGAUGAUGCCAGCCAGACGUACAUUGGGGCCGACAUUUCGUUCAACCUGUACACGACGCAGCGUGUGCUGCUGAGUGACGAGGUCAAGGCACGCAUGCGCAGGGCACGGGAGCGCGAGCAGGAACGCACGGUUUCCGCGUCCAACUCUCAGGGCGGUGGCCGGGACGACGGCGAUCAAUACGCACACGUGACGCAGAGAAGCGCCGUGUGGCAUUACGGCGACAUGAUCAGCAAGUUUUGCCGGAAAUCGCUUGUGCCAAGCGCGGGGGCAAGCGCAGCGAUCCAGCCCAAGCUGAUCUUCUGCACGGCUGCGGGUGCGAUUGGCGUGAUCGCGCACGUGCGCGACGAGGAAGCGCAGCUGUUGGCCAAGGUGGAGCGCAACACGCUGUCGCUGAUCGAGUCGGGCGGUGGCGAGUCGAACGCGGCUUCGGCGGGCGUGGUGGGUGGCAUCCGGCACGAGGAGUGGCGAACGCUGCGAACGGAUCACCGCGUGCAGAGUCCGGCUGGAUUUUUGGAUGCCGGCGUGCUCAAGAUGUUUAUCGACGGCAGACUCGAUCGUGAUCAACGCGAUCGGAUCGUCCAAGGCCCCGCAUCGGAAGCACAGGCUCUCGGCGUCGAGAGGGAAGCGGUUGAACAGCUCAUCGAAGCUCUGAGCCAGGUGUGCUAG